This is a messenger RNA of Cooperia oncophora, 2880 nucleotides long. Lineage: Eukaryota; Metazoa; Nematoda; Chromadorea; Rhabditida; Trichostrongylidae. The record is from the annotation of a GenBank genome assembly.
UUGGCCUUCCAUAUCGUUAAAUCUGUUUAUUUUACAGAAAUUCGUUCUCAACUAAAUGAGCAAAUUCGGUGUAUAGGCGAGCGAACUGAGACGCAGAUUGCUGUUCUUCAGGAACUCGAUGAUUUUUUUCGUAAACGUGGAGAAGCUGAGGCGGAGUACUCGCGUCAGUUGGAGAAAAUAGCCAGAGGUAUCAUGCAACGUCACAAGGCAGAGAAAAACAGGCGCGACAGUUGGACACAACAUGCAUCGUGCUCAGCCUGGCAACAGUUAGUGGACGACACUAAGAGCGAAGCCCAGCAGAGACAGAUGCUUUCUGAACUGUACAGUAAACAUAUCAGUGGCAGCAUUAGUUCCAGAUGUGAGGACUUGAGCAAAAUUAGUAAGCGGUGUCGUGAAAUUGGUGCCUUAUCUCAUAGCGAAUUGAACCGUGUGCUUACUGAACUACACACAGCAAUGAAAACAUAUCAGUUGUGUUAUGCGGAAAUGACUGGUGUUGAACGGAAACUGCGAAUAGCUGAAGAGGAAAAAAGGCGAUAUGAAGAAGCGAAUCCUGAAAAGGCUGAGGGAACUCGCAAAUACCGCAAUUUGUGCAAAGAGAGGAUAAGUAUGGAGCUGUUCAUUCAAAAUGUACAAAAGGACGUAAUGAAUAUCUCAUGUGCGUUCGCGCAGCAAAUGCUGCAUUACACAGGGCAGGUGGUUGAGGUGCGUAAACGUCUCACACAAAGAGAAAUGGACAGUCUGGCAGAAUUGGGUACGCUUCGAUCGGCAAUAGACGCAAAAGCGGACAAACAGCGGUUUUUUGAAGCACACCACGCCACAUUUAUGCUUCCAAAACAAUUCGAGUUCAGGCCACAACUGGGUGACUGUGUAUGUGCGGUUUCGGCUGAAAACGGGAUAGCAAUUGAAUUGGCACAGCGCCAAAAGCAGAUUGAGAAACGGCUAGAAGGCUUACGAUUCGAGAGCGAUGAAGUGUGGAAGAGUUUGGAAGCAUCUGAUCGCCAACUUCUCACAAUGUACAGUAAUGAUUUCAAAGAGAAAGAAGAGCCUGGCAAAUGGCGGCAAGAUAUUCUGGUCACCUAUCAGUACUAUCUCAAGAAGUUUGAAUACUUCUUGCUUAAUGGCAAUUUGAUCGAGAGGCUAGAGGCCAGAAGCCGCGCAAUUGGCGAAGCGCUUUCUCGAGAAGCUGGAGCCUCAAUGAAGAGUACAUCUGUUGCAACAUCAGAGGAAAGAACGAGGCGACGUCCGAAAAGGAUUGGUGUCGCUGGUGGCGAUGAAUCAAAACCACGACCAAAACUCUUCGGAGGAAGUCUGGAUGAGUAUGUGGAAGCGACUGGUGAGGCAAUACCACUUGUGGUUGUAUCUGCUAUUUCCUACCUGUCGCGGUAUUCAUUACGGAACCAAGGUCUGUUCCGUGUGAGCGGCUCUCAGUCGGAGAUAAAUCGGUUCAAGGAGGCAUAUGAACGAGGAGACGACGCCUUCACAGAGUUGUCAGACGGCAGUGAGUCGAACUCAGUGGCUGGCGUUCUGAAGUUGUACCUGAGAGAACUGCGUGAGCCGUUGUUUCCGAUCUUCCUAUUCGAUCAAUUCACUGAUUGCGCUAAAGCGGAUUCCGCUCAAGAUUUUGUGCGGAAAGCAAGGGAACUGAUUGAAAAGUUGCCAGUUUCUCACGUAUUAUUGCUUCGCUUUUUAUUCUCUUUCCUUUCGCAUCUCUGCGAGUUUGCGGACGAGAAUAUGAUGGAGCCUCAUAAUAUGGCAAUUUGUUUCGGUCCCACUCUGCUGCCAAUCCCCGAGGGAAAGGACCAAGUUUUUUAUCAUAACUUUGUGAACGAACUGGUGCGAAAUCUGAUUAUUCACGUGAACGAAGUGUUUCCGCAAGAUUUGCCCGGUCCAGUUUACGACAAGUAUGCAGCAAUAGCGGACGAAGUCGAUCAUAUGGGCUAUAUGGAUGAAGCGGACGGUCUAUCCGAAGACGAAGACUGUUUACGAAAUGGUAGCGGUGUUUCAGCGGAUUCAGCACUCGCUGAAUCUACUUACGACAUUUCCACCUCUAUAGAUAUAGUACGUGAUGCAACCACCUCAACGCUUCAACAGGCAGCAACACCAGAGGAACCCAGCCAACCGCCGAGUCUUUCAUCGAGGUCAUCAAAUCGUUCAAAUCUCGAGGCAUAUCUUCGGCGAAUGUCUGAAGAUGUGUCACCAGCUCUACGGACCGACAUACCGCAUCUUAUCGCUAAUGAGGUGGCCGCGAAAUUUGCUGCAAAGGAAAAGGCUGCUACAUUGACAAGUGUGAAGCCAACGACGGCUACGGAACACGAUCGUCCCUCAUCACACUCAUCGCACACCUCAACAACCCCAUCACAUGUGUCUCACUCAUCAGUGCAGUCGACGUCAAAUGCUCCGGUACAGCUGGUUAGUGCAUCGGCGGGCGCAGCACAUGGAAGCGGAUCACUGAAUUCCGGCCGACUUCCUGUAAUGACAUCGCUACGAGAUCAACUGCACCAUUUUCGGAGGGAACUGAAUAGUGGGAGAGAAGAUACCUCCAGGGUGUACCCAAUGUCCGAGGGUCUUAGUUGCUACACAAGGCGCGUAGGUCAUCAAGAAGGCUCAGUAUUGGAUGCCAGAGGAAAUAGUGAUGUUCCGAGGCAUGCGGAGCACUUCUAUGGCGAGGUACGUUCGUCUACUGGUGAACGCGGCAGUGAACCGGCGCUAAUGAAGACCGAUCAACCUGAUGUAGUGGCAUCGGCAAGACAUUCAGUUAGAGCUCAGAGUGAACUGCACAAAUUUCGCGAUCGCGAGAAUGUGUCACCCCCGCUGGAUGAACUGGCUGCAGCCGCAAUGAAAGCCUCUAGAUAUGUCCUGCACAAUACCGCCAUUAAGUAG